AUGUCUCCCACCUUCUUCCUGUGCCAGCGCUGCAACCAGCCCCUGAAACUCUCAGAGGAGCUCUGUGCAAUGCAGAAAGAGCCCUUGAAAGCCCAGCCUUGUGCCAGCACCCCCACCAAGACGCCAGUCUCUGGGGAUGCCAGGACCUCCAGCAGACCCUUUCCUGACUACGGCAGGACAUCCCAGGAAGGUGCCUGCUGCACUUUCACUCUGCUCGGUGAGUUUACUACCCUGAGAACUUUGAACACUAUCCAAAACACUAUCCUAGAGACCUUUGAAAUCCUCUCGGGCCAAAAGGAUGUGGACCACCCGCUGUGUGACCAGUGCGUGGACAAUCUUCUGAGCCAACUAGAUGCCCAACUCACUCUAGUUGAAUCUGACAACCAGAAGUACAGAAGUUUCCUGGAGAGAGAGUCGCUGGUGAGCGAGGAGGAGAAGGAGGCCAUGCACACGGAGCUUUUGGCUGAGCUGCGGGCUCUGGAGCAGGAGGAAGCAAGACUGGCUCAGGAGCUGAAGGACAUAGACCACCAUUGUACCAGAAUCGCCGCGGAACUCGGAGCAGCCCAGGAAGAGAGCAAGGCGCUGAAUCAACAGGAGGAGCAGGAUUGGAUGGACUACUCUGCCUUGAAAAUGGACCAGCUGGAGCUGAUGGACCAGCUGAGCAGUGUGGAGACCCAGUUGGCAUAUGCCCAGAGGCAGCUGCAGCACUUGAGAAAGACCAAUAUCUUCAACAUCACGUUUACCAUCUCGGACGAGGGGCCCUUGGGCAUUAUCAACAACUUCAGGUUGGGCUGCCUCCCUGACAUCCAGGUGGGAUGGGAUGAGAUCAACGCCGCCUGGGGACAGACAGCCUUGCUGCUCUUCAGCUUGGCCAAGAUAGCUGGACUGCAAUUCCAGAGGUACCAACUUGUUCCCCGCGGGAACCAUUCCUACCUCAAGUCCUUGACUGGGGAUGGGGUGCUGGUUUUGUUCUCGGAUGGGAGUCACAGCGUCUUCUUGAAUAACAAGUUUGACCGUGGGAUGAAGGCCUUCCUGGACUGCCUGCAGCAGUUCGUGGAGGAGGUUGAGAAGGAGGAGGAGGAGCGCUUCUUCCUGCCCUACAAGAUCCAUGUGAAGGAAGGUAUGAUGGAGGACUCCUGGGGCAGUGGGAGGUGCUACUCCAUCAGAACCCACCUGAACACAGAGGACGAGUGGGUCAAGGCUCUUAAGUGCAUGCUUACCAACUUGAAGUUGCUUCUUGCUUGGGCUCCGCUAAGGUACUGUGGCAAGAAGAACCCAAACUGA
This is a messenger RNA of Peromyscus leucopus (white-footed mouse), 1284 nucleotides long. RefSeq names its product beclin 2 (gene Becn2). Lineage: Eukaryota; Metazoa; Chordata; Mammalia; Rodentia; Cricetidae. Gene Ontology annotation, cellular component: phosphatidylinositol 3-kinase complex, class III, type II; phagophore assembly site; phosphatidylinositol 3-kinase complex, class III, type I. The record is from RefSeq and is a predicted model, not a curated record. The coding region runs from base 1 to 1284 and encodes 427 amino acids. The transcript has a single exon. Gene Ontology annotation, biological process: autophagy; late endosome to vacuole transport; autophagosome assembly.